CACAACAGGCACAUGUAUUGUCAUGGGCGUGUGAAGGAGCAGCCCUACCACUACCAGAGUCAUUUCCCGCUAUCAAUAAAAGGACUGACAUAGUGUUGUCUCAUCGUGUCUGUGGAAUGUUAAGUCAUGUUUGAUCCGCUGGAUAAUACAUUGUCAGUGUUGCAAUAUUUUCAAUUUUCGCUUUUUCAUUUCACAAUGUGUUGAAGACACCUUGAUGUUAUUGCUAUCGCCGAUUGUUCAGCACGGUUACAUUGUGAUUGACGACAAUACGUUAAUAUUGGAUUCUAGAUGUAUUUGUUUUACACAUGGACAGCUGGGGUAUAAAAUUCGACUCACUGCAUAGAAAUACUCAAGCUUGGACUGGUCGGCGAGGUCACCAACAAGUUCGUGAUUGGUAAACGGGAUAUGUGAGGAUCUGGAAACCUGGCCCAGGAAGUACUUAUACCUGUUUUAGAAUAUCAAACCAGUCCUAGGAAGACCUAGUGAAGAAUGAACUUUAAAUCCAUUAGCCCAAAUUACGACUAUUCCGUCAAAUUAACUUCAAUUAUAUAGCAACAAGGCUUCACAAAACAUAAGGCAGGACCAGAACUACAGGUAGAAAGGACGAGUCAAGAGUUGUCACGUUUUCUGAUUAGCACAAGUGUGUGCGUGUGUCCGGAUUGGAAAUACUUUGAUACGAUAGUAACGGCGUUAAUCUUCCAUCUGUAUGGAGUAGAUUUAAAAGCAUAUAUGUGUUAUAGUGAUACGUUCUUUAUCUCUUGCCACUAUCUGGCCAUACAACUGGAUUCAAUAUCAUUUUUGUCAAAUUUGUGGGGAAAUCAGCUGACGUUAGUGAUUUGCUGGAUCCAUCCAUAAGUUUUUCAGUAUGGAUGAAGGACGUCUUGGCAUCGUUCGAAAGCGCGAAAAUAUUCACAGGAAAUAUGUUUACAUCGUUAAUGACGUGAUCAAAUCAAAAUGGGGUGUCUUAGACGAACAUAUUGCAAGAGAAAAGAUACAGCAAUCGUUAGACUGGGAAAAAUCAACUAUGGCGGUCCGGCGAAUUCUCAUUCGUCAGAAAGUACUAAAACAAUGUAUGAAAAUGAGGAGAGACGGCGUGGCAACCAAAGUUAAGGAGCGUAGGCUAGGGUAUUACGGCGGGAAGUCAGUUAAUGCCUUCACUCGUGACAUCGACCAUCAAAUAGCAGAAAAUCACCCUAGGCUUCGGAGAUUGCGCAAAGUUAGAAAACAAAUCCAGGAGAGUUUAGAAAAUGGUAAAAUUCUCAAACCUGUCGAAAUGUCGAAAAGAAUUACCAACUACUUUGAGAAACAUUUCAAAGAGGAGAAGAAAGUUGAGAAACCGGUAAAAGACGAAGAAGACGACGACGAUGUUCAGAAAAAAGACAUUUUUAGCCGACAUAGAGGCGCAUUACCACCAAUCCGAGGACUGGUUAACCCCUUUUACAAACUUGUGCGAGAUGAUGACGCUAAACCUAGUACAAAUAGUGAUCAAAACAAUGGCCAGGAGACAUUCGACCGUCUGGUCGUGGAAAGGGAACAGGGAAAACAUGAAAAGGAAAUAAACAAACACUCAGUGCUACCAACUAUUCAGCAAAGUGGUGGGGGAACACCGACUUCUAGAACGGUCAGUCCUGAGAAAUCAAACAAACUCCCGAAAGAGCAAUCAUUGCGACUAGAGAAAAAAGGCUCACUCAUUCUUCCUCCAAUUUCAUUGACAAAGGAACUUUUAGGAAAAACAACACGUGCAUAGCGGGUACGUGAGGAAAUUGUGUUGCCUCCAUCUUAGGCAAGUAUCGUUAAGAACGCUUUCUCCAAACACAGUAGAGGGGAAAUACUUCUGCAGAGCAGUAAGAGAUAGUGUAUAUGUUAUAAUGUACAAAGGUAUAUUUAUGAAUGUAUGUAAUACAAUGUCUUGGAGAGGACAUGUCGAUGCAUGCUUGAUGCUGUGGUCAGGUUAAGCACUGUUUAUGUACAUACCAAUUCAUCUAUAUUAAUUAUAACUAUAAGCUGAUAUUCAACCGUUUUUUAAACACAAUAUCUUGUGAAUGUUUGGACUUCUCUCGGAAACACCUUUUCACUAUCGAUUAAUAUUGCUGACAUAUACAUAUAAAUCGGUUGAUUAGAAAUUUGAUUUUCACAAUUAUUUUAAUGAGUUCAAUAAAUG
Mizuhopecten yessoensis (Yesso scallop) is the source of this 2161-nucleotide messenger RNA. RefSeq lists its product as uncharacterized. The transcript has 2 exons. NCBI's taxonomy places the organism in Eukaryota, Metazoa, Mollusca, Bivalvia, Pectinida, Pectinidae. The record is from RefSeq and is a predicted model, not a curated record. The coding region runs from base 866 to 1747 and encodes 293 amino acids.